This is a messenger RNA of Gopherus flavomarginatus (Mexican gopher tortoise), 1542 nucleotides long. RefSeq names its product replication protein A2 (gene RPA2). Gene Ontology annotation, biological process: double-strand break repair via homologous recombination; nucleotide-excision repair; DNA replication. Lineage: Eukaryota; Metazoa; Chordata; Testudines; Testudinidae. The record is from RefSeq and is a predicted model, not a curated record. The coding region runs from base 23 to 922 and encodes 299 amino acids. Gene Ontology annotation, cellular component: site of double-strand break; chromosome, telomeric region; DNA replication factor A complex. Gene Ontology annotation, molecular function: DNA binding. The transcript has 10 exons.
GAGUGUCGGGCUCCCUGACUGGAUGGUUGCUUGUGGCGCGCAGAGGAGCUGUUUGCAGCUGGAGCCGAGCGCGCCUGGCGGGGUGUCAGCAGCAGCUGUAAUGUGGAGCGGUCACGGUGAGGGUGGCUUUGAGAGUGGCUAUGGAGGGGCUUCAAUUAGUGGAGGAUACUCACAGUCCCCAGGUGGGUUUGGAUCUCCUGCAGCCACCCAAGGAGAAAAGAAACAGCGAUCCCGUUCUCAGAAUAUUGUGCCAUGUACAGUGUCUCAGUUAUAUGCUGCUGAGCAGAUUGAUGAGACAUUCAAGAUCCGAGAAGUAGAGAUCUCUCAGGUUGUUAUCAUGGGGAUAAUCAGACAGGCAGAGAAGGCACCAACCAACAUCCUCUAUAAAAUAGAUGAUAUGACUGCAGCCCCGAUGGAUGUCAGACAGUGGGUUGAUACUGAUGAGGCAGGGAGUGAAAAUGUUGUGGUGCCCCCAGGAACUUACGUGAAAGUGGCUGGUCAUCUUCGAUCAUUCCAGAAUAAGAAGAGCCUGGUAGCAUUUAAGAUCAUGCCCCUGGAAGAUAUGAAUGAGUUCACCACACACUUAUUGGAAAUCGUCAACGCACAUAUGGUCCUCAGAAAAAGCAUCAUGACUACAUCAAAAAUGCCUCAGUCUCUGGGCUCCUUUGGGAUGAGUGAUAUGGCAAGCUAUGGAUGUGGCAGUAAUGUGCCAGUGAAUGGACUUACAGCACAUCAGAGUCAGGUGUUAAAUUUGAUUAAAAGCUGCCCUGAUGCAGAAGGCUUGAGCCUGAAGGAGCUGAAAUCCCAACUACAUAACAUCAAUAUGACAACAAUCAAGCAAGCGGUUGAAUUUCUUAGCAGUGAGGGACACAUCUAUUCCACUGUGGAUGACGAUCACUAUAAAUCUACAGAUGCUGAAUAAAGGUGCUUCUGAAAGUUGCCCUAACUUGCUGGGUUUGGUUCCAUGCAAGCAUCAAUCUAUGCUGCACUUACAGUGCUAUGUGUACAUAUCUACCAAGCUUUUCUCUGCAGAAGGUGAUCUCUGCUACUUACAUCCCUUGAAAGCCGCAGUUACUCUGUGAGCAUCCAGAAUUCUCAAAGCAAGAGCAGCAAAAUAAAGAGCAGCAAAGCAAGAGCAGCAAAGUAUUCCCCUAAGCAGACUCAAAUAAUAUAAUGAGACAGUAACACUAAAGCUUAACCAGGUUUUCAGGGGAGAAAUGACCUCCGUGUGAAGAACUGGAAACUUCAGAGCCUUUGUUCAUCUAGUAUCCAUCUCAUAUAGCACCACUGGUAAGGGGGUGGGGGGGAGUGGGUCUGCCCAGCCUCGUUACUGGCAGAUUGUUCUGAAAUGGCUUCUCAGCUUGGCCAGCCUUCAGCCUCUUUAUGAAUUAAAGGUGGGAUAUUCUUAGAGAGCCUGCCGAGGUACAGUGCUUAAGAAUAGUUGUCUACUUUCUGUACUUCUUACAUCUAUAUUUGUAUUACAGGAUGAUCCUGUUAAUGAAACUUUUGAUAUUCCAAUAAAGCUUUUUAGUUUGGGAUGGA